Pseudozyma flocculosa PF-1 is the source of this 2289-nucleotide messenger RNA. RefSeq lists its product as uncharacterized. Bases 1 to 2289 code for a protein of 762 amino acids. The transcript has 2 exons. The record is from RefSeq and is a predicted model, not a curated record. Gene Ontology annotation, molecular function: zinc ion binding; DNA-binding transcription factor activity, RNA polymerase II-specific; transcription cis-regulatory region binding. Gene Ontology annotation, cellular component: nucleus. NCBI's taxonomy places the organism in Eukaryota, Fungi, Basidiomycota, Ustilaginomycetes, Ustilaginales, Ustilaginaceae. Gene Ontology annotation, biological process: regulation of DNA-templated transcription.
AUGGACUUUGACUUCCAACACGCCCACCACACCGUCGCCGGCGAAGGCAGCUCGAGCUCGAGCUUUGCCAACAUCGCGCAGCAUCCGGCCUGGCCCGACGGCUCGCCGUCGUCGUCGCCGCCGUUCAAGCGCGGCUCGAACCUGGCUUGCCUAAACUGUCGAAAGAUCAAGACCAAGUGCGGCAAGGCGCAGCCCAGCGACGAGCGGUGCAAGCGCUGCGUCCGUCUCAACCUCAAUUGCCAGUACCGCCCGCACCACCGCGGCAAGAAGCUCAAGGACAGCCCGGACCCGGCGUGGAGCUCGAGGUCGCUGUCGGCAUCGACCUCUUCCGAGGCUGGCAUCCUGGGCGACGGUGGAGCCGCCUGGCUGCACGGAGCGUCGAUGGGACACAGCGGCGGCGGGCCCUACGAUGCGAUGCCUUUUGCCUCGACCUCGUGCAACACCUUUUCGGGAUACGCGCAGCAGCCCCUCUUCGCGCGGGGCAUGGCACACGCUCGGGAUGAGGUUACGCCGCCCCGUCCGAGCGGCUUUGCUUCCGAGUGGAUCGAUCCGGCUCGAGGCGAGCGAUAUCCCUCCUCCCAAGCUAGACCGCGGCCAGAGCCGGUCAGCGUGCACAUCGCCUCGAGCCUCCAAGACGACGCCGUGCGCCUGGGCAUGAUCUCGCCAAUCGACGCCAUGGAGCUCUUUGACAGCUUUCCACAGCAGCAGAUGCCGGACUUGCCUACGUUGGGCCCGCCGCUGACGUCGUACGACUACGUCCGGGAGAGGUGGCCGCUCUCGUUUUCGGCGAUCCUGACGACGGCCAGCACGCUGCGCCGGCCGGACCUCUACGAGCGCUGCCACGGCGCGUCCGACGCCUUGAUGAACCUCGCUGCGGUGCAGGACCUCUGCUCGCUCGACCACGUCCUCGCCAUCCUGGUGACAUGCAUGCGCAGCGGCGUGCCCGGCGCCCUCGCGCUUCGCCGCCUCACCCGCGCCAUCGGGUAUGCGUACGAGCUGGGCCUUCACGCCAGCUUCGACGGACCGGGCGCCUCGUACACCGGCCUCGCGGAUGGGGCGACCGCGGCGAUGCACCAGAACAGCGGCGCGAUCGACGAGCGGGAUUGGACGCACAAUGCGCAGCGGAUCUGGAUCCAGCUCUGCGUCCUCGAGGGCAGCCUGUGCGGCUUUUCCCGGCCGGCCCGGCCCUCGAGGCCGCGUCUGAUCCGCAGCGACGACAUUCCAGACGCCCAAGCAUGGUUGCUGCGCAUGGACACAUCGGCGAUCCUGCCGCGGGACGCUGCGCUGGCACAGCAGCUACAUGUCUGCCGAGAGCGCGCCAGGACAGAGCGUCAAGGCCGCUCGAACGUGGGGCCUCGUCCGGUCUCGAUGCCGCCGCAGCAGGCGCAGCCUUUGCCCCGAGACCAGCAGCAGCAGCAGCAGCACGGCGGACAGCCUCACAUGCCGUUGCAAUCCCACGCCGCGCAAGACAUGGCGCAAUGGUCCGGCGCUGGACCGAGCAACUCUUCGAGCAACGGAGCAGGACAAGCGAGCCAUGCGGACAGACCGUCGCUCGUCCUGCACCAGCCGCAGGCGCACAAAGCGUCGUGGCAGAGCAUACCCGGCUCUUCGCAGGGCAGCCGCAGCAACAGCAGCAACCUCGACAGGGCGCACUCGAUCGACCUGUCGGGCUCGACGACGAUAUCACCGUUUGGUACCGACCACCGAGCGGCAGAGGGCCACCACAACAACGGACAGGCCGACGCCGCAGAGCAUCCGGAUGCCGGCUGGUCCCCGUCUCGGACGACUUCGACGGGAUCGGCGGUCCUUGCGGCGUCCGCUGGAAUGACGCCCAGCCGAACGACGUUUAGCGGGCUCGAGGCAGCGGGCAUGGCACGGCCCCCUCUGGACGACACGGCGACCCUGCGUCCCACCAACGCGGCUGAACAGAGACCGACGCCGCACCGAGUCCACUCGUUUCCUGGCAACGCACAAGAUCCGACAGCGCUCCCGGCGUAUCCCAGCCACCAGCACGAGCACCACCACGGACAAGCACAGCCAGCGCCCUCGUUUGGCGCCAUGUCGGCGCCGAUGCCCGACCUGGGCGUGUCCGAGAUGCAGGGCGGCGCGGUGCCCUCUGUUCUUGGAGGAGUCGCCCCUGUGCCUGCCGGGACCUCGCAGCACGCCGCACCCGAGGGGCAUCAAGAUCCUUCCGGAUCCAGCAUCGUCUACCACGGCGGCACCGAGCUCUACCCUGCCUUUACCGAUCCGCUGCCGCAGAGGGACGCUCAACCGCACGCGUGGUUCUAG